Drosophila sechellia is the source of this 867-nucleotide messenger RNA. RefSeq lists its product as uncharacterized. Lineage: Eukaryota; Metazoa; Arthropoda; Insecta; Diptera; Drosophilidae. The transcript is spliced from 2 exons. The coding region runs from base 122 to 754 and encodes 210 amino acids. The record is from RefSeq and is a predicted model, not a curated record.
CAGCACUAUUUGGUUGCUAUCGUUCAAUCAGUCUAUCGAUAUCAACAAUAAGCACAUGCGAACAGGCAGCCUAAUAACGUUGAAAUAAGUUUUAUUAGCUUGAAGACAACAAUUGGGAAGCAUGAACAACUUUAAGACCACCGAAAUUGUCUCCGAUUCAACCGGAAAAGAAGAGACAAAAGCCCCCAAACGAAGUGUCGGUGGAAAAUCUAAGACACUCAGCGAUCUUGAUGUUAAAACAGUCAAGAUCGAAAAAAUGGUACCUGAUGUAGCAUAUCCAUGCACUUUGGGCCAGACAAAAACAUCGACUGGCACUGCGGCUGAUGUAUCCAGUAAGAGUGGACGCGACAGGUCCAGGAAGAGCCAGCAUGGUGCCAGAAGCAUAAGUGCUCACCCACAGCUCGAGUCGGUUGCUGCAGAUGGGCUGGGAGCCGGUGGAUCCAAGGCAUCUAAGAAACAGGAAAAGGCGAGCGCGGCCAUCAAAAGUUUUGUACAGAGCGAUGAGAUGCAGGGGCUCAUCAAGCGCAUCGCCAACGAGCGGAUUCGCUGCAACUUCCUGCUGACCGCCUAUCAGCUGCCCGACAUGAGCUUCACCCUCAACACGCCCAUGGAUACGCUACGCAAUAGGUUCGAGAAGCGCCUCCAGCAGCGUCGCGACCGAGGAUAUGCCAAUUCAACCUCCUCGGCUUCAUCCCCAGCCAGUUGCAGCCAGAAAUUACCCGCCAAGGGAGUUGCGAAGGCCAAAAACCCGUAGUAUUAUCAUCUUAUAGUAUAUAAGCAUAAAAUGAAAUAAAAGAUUUCGUAGUUAAGCUAUUUGUAAGAAGCAAUAGAUUAAAGAACAGUUCCCUUCAAUAUUAUUCAAGACAA